This is a messenger RNA of Saccoglossus kowalevskii, 1392 nucleotides long. RefSeq lists its product as uncharacterized. The record is from RefSeq and is a predicted model, not a curated record. Lineage: Eukaryota; Metazoa; Hemichordata; Enteropneusta; Harrimaniidae.
UGAAACAACAACAAUACUAGUACAUAGAAUGAGCUUCCGUGAUAUUUUCUCUGUGUUGUGUUUUAAUGAUAAUCUUGAUGCAGCAAGCUGAAAAUAUAUCUAUUUUGGUACAAGUAGGUGUGUCUAUGAUUUGAUGCUGGUAUAUUGGCAUCAUGAGUUUCUUGUCAAGGCUGUUAAAGGGGCGUCAUGAAUCCAAACCUAAAGUAGACCAACAUGGUAUUUAUACUAGUUGUCAAAUGAGCACAGUUGUCAUGGAAGGGAAGUUGUCUAUCCAUGAACCUUGGCGGAAACAUCGCAAGAAACCAAAGAGUGUUGUUGCUUAUUUAUACACUAAUGAUUCAUCACCAUUUUUGGUGUGGUAUGCCAAUAAAGCAAAGAAACAGGCACGUGGAUGUAUUCAUACUGAUUGUUGUCAGAUUGAUCCCAUGGAUGAAUAUAGCUUCAAUAUUAUUACUAAAAAUAACCAAGAACUUGUGUAUAAAUUCCACGCCGAUUGCUGGGAGAUUCGUGAGGAAUGGCUGUAUCAGAUCAGGGAUCAGUCACGAAAGAAACCUGUUAUGCCUCAAUUUCACACAAAUCUUGAGAAUUGCUCAGAUUCACCACCACAACCACCACCACCAGAAAGACAUCAUUCUAGGCGACACCGAUAUGGACAUCGACGUACUUUGAGUGCUGAUGCACCAUCACCCAAACUAGCAGAAUGCUCUGUGCUGUUACAGCGAAGUCGCAGUCAACCCCAUUUACAGAAUAAAGCCAGAAUGGCUAAACGAAGACCUCAACUUGCACAUAAUACUCCUACUACUUCAGUUCAAAGAACAAUGCAAGUCAAUGCAUUUAUUAGAUCUCCAGAGCUAUAAAGAAACAGGUUUUUUAUUUAUUUUUUUAAAAUUGAAAUGAUAUACAGAAAAGAGUAAUAACCUGAAACCUAUUACAGUACAAACCUGUUUGCCCAUGAUUGGGAAAAAUUCCUGCUAUUAAGUAGCCAGUUUUUAACUUAAUUGAUACGUCUCUUGAUUUCUGAAUGAAGUGGUACAAAUGACAUGUCAAGUUUAGCUGUUUGCUUUUUCACCUCCAUUAUAAUCUCUUUUCAUCUGACACAAAUUAAUGUAGAUCUGCACACUUAAUUUUUCUCUCCGUCUAAAAUGUUGACACUAAUCUAAAAGUGUGGUUCAAAACUGACAAACCCUUCAACUCAAAUUUGUUAAUUAAAAUAAUUCUGUGUGAUUGACAUUUCCAUCAAAAUUUUUUGCAAUUGGUGCGAGUGAAAAUAACAAAAAGCAUAAAAACAAACUAUUUUUGUGUCUAACUCAUUGUGUAUUUUGACAAUAAUACAAAUGAUUUGUGAGAUUUAAGUAAUCCUACUAUCCCAAAGGUGUUAUCAUGAACUAUUGA